UUGGCGGGCUCGGAAGAGCGGCGGCCGGCGGGAAGAGGGCUGCAGCAGGGAGCCCGCGCAGGCGGCUCUCCUCCCGCCAUGCCUGCCGAGGGGGAGAUGCCGAGGGCCACAGCCGCCGGCCUGGAGUCCGGCGAGCCGCAGUACCUGCGGCAGGUCCGGCACAUCCUGCAGCACGGCCACCGAAAGGAGGAUCGCACCGGCACCGGCACCAUCUCCGUCUUCGGCAUGCAGGCGCGCUACAGCCUGAGAGAUCAGUUUCCCCUGCUAACAACAAAGAGGGUUUUCUGGAAAGGAGUACUGGAGGAGCUGCUGUGGUUCGUCAAGGGUUCUACAAAUGCCAAAGAACUCUCUGCUAAGGGUGUGAAGAUUUGGGAUGCUAAUGGAUCACGUGAAUUCCUGGAUAAGCAGGGUUUUAGCACCAGAGAGGAGGGGGACUUGGGACCAGUUUAUGGAUUCCAGUGGAGGCACUUUGGAGCAGAAUACAAAGAUAUGCAUACAGAUUACUCCAACCAAGGAAUUGAUCAGUUGCAAAAAGUGAUUGAAACCAUCAAAACCAAUCCAGAUGACAGGAGAAUCAUUAUGUGUGCUUGGAAUCCCAAAGAUAUUUCUCUGAUGGCUUUGCCACCAUGCCAUGCCCUUUGCCAGUUCUAUGUUCUAAAUGGUGAAUUGUCUUGCCAACUCUAUCAGAGGUCUGGAGAUAUGGGACUAGGAGUGCCAUUCAAUAUUGCCAGCUAUUCGCUGCUCACAUACAUGAUUGCCCAUGUCACAGGGCUAAAGCCUGCAGAGUUCAUACAUACAUUAGGAGAUGCUCACAUAUAUCUGAAUCAUGUGGAACCACUGAAAGUUCAACUGCAGAGGGAGCCAAGACCUUUCCCCAAGCUCACAAUUCUUCGUAAGGUUGAAGACAUCACUGACUUUAAGGCAGAAGACUUUCAAAUUGAAGAUUAUAAUCCUCACCCACCUAUUAAAAUGGAGAUGGCUGUUUAAUGCUAUAAACCAGCUUCUAUUAAUGUGGAAAUGUACUUGACCUACUUAGCUUUCGCUAAAGUUUUUGGGUUUUUAUAUACUUCAAGUUACAUACUUUAUUAUUGAAAAAGAAACAGAUACUAAUAGAUACUAGUAGAUACUAGUAGACCAGCAGUGUCUUCAGUACUAAAUUGUAGUCCUACAGAACAGAUGAUUGUUUAUUCCUGCUGUACUAUGCAGAUGCAAACCCAGUUUUAAGUUGUUAGUGAGAUAGUUUUCUACACGUUGUUUCAGUUACCAGUGGCCACUUGUGUUGCCAGUUAGUUACUCUGUGUGUGCAGCACUUGCUCUAUAUAGUACUGAAAAUAACUUCACCUAUGAUAGAGGAUUCCUUCAAGGUUGUAGAAGUCUUUAUGUUCUAAAGAGUUUAUGGUUAAUAAAGCUUUUAAAAAUA
Messenger RNA from Apus apus (common swift), 1420 nucleotides. It is a transcript of the gene TYMS, whose product is annotated as thymidylate synthetase. Bases 79 to 987 code for a protein of 302 amino acids. NCBI's taxonomy places the organism in Eukaryota, Metazoa, Chordata, Aves, Apodiformes, Apodidae. The transcript has 7 exons. Gene Ontology annotation, molecular function: thymidylate synthase activity. Gene Ontology annotation, cellular component: mitochondrion; cytosol. The record is from RefSeq and is a predicted model, not a curated record. Gene Ontology annotation, biological process: dTMP biosynthetic process.